AUGGAACACUUCCAUCCACCUUCGACCGUGAACGGCCACUCGCCGCUACCGACGCAAAAUGGCAUCAGUCUGUCGCCGCACGACGCCCUUACCCCGGGUCUCCUUAUAGACCGGCCCACGCGAUCACAUAGGAGUGUCAACAUACCCCUCAGAGAGGACGGGAACGAGGCGGGGCGAUCUGUUGAUACGGCCAAGAGCUGUAACCGACUACGACCGGAGGAAGAGGAGCGGCUGCGGUCGCGGGAUAGCAUGACCAAGAUGACUUCGUCACAGAUAGGGAAGACAUCUACCCCCUUCUUGAAGGCACACAUCCCAAGCUCUUAUGCGCCGAUUGGGAAGACGCAAAACGAGGAGACGGCACGGGAGAAAGAACCAAAUACGAAAUACUGUUACCGACACCGACCUGAUUCGAAAUGUCGAAGAGCUGCCGAUGAGGCCAAGAUGAUUUCAAUCCAAAGGGAUCUCGACAAGCUCCCCCCUGCAGAUCAGCAGGCCAUCACCCACGUCUGGUCGUUGUUUUCCGCCGCUCCAGCCCGUCAUCGCAAGUUGAUGUUGCAGGGCGUCCUGUCUCAGCUCUGCUUUCCCCAGCUUUCGCUCGUCUCCCGGGAGGUUUCUGAGGCGCUCAAGAUCGAUUUUAUUACAGCACUUCCUGUCGAGCUUUCGCAAAAGAUCCUUUGCUAUCUCGACACGGUUAGCUUGACCAAGGCCGCUCAGGUGAGCCAGCGGUGGCGGGAGUUGGCCGAUGACGAUGCAGUUUGGGUCCGGAUGUGCGAGCAGCACGUGAACAGGAAAUGCACAAAGUGUGGAUGGGGGUUGCCACUCCUGGAGAGAAAACGGUUGCGGAACUAUACCAGACAGCGCCAAUUGGCAAAGGACAACUCGAACGGGAGGAUACAGGAGCUGCCUGAGUCGUCGGCUACCGGCUCGCAGGAGUCACCAGCCGUUGGCAAGAGGCAAUCAGACUCGACAGAUGAUGUACCGGAAGGUAAACGGCGGUGUGUUGACAUGCCGCGGGAGCCGGAGCCGGAGCCGAAGAUUCGAAGUUGGAAAGAUGUGUACAGGGACCGGUGGCAGGUCGGGUACAAUUGGAAGUACGGGCGAUGCUCCGUCAAAACGCUUAAAGGCCACACCAACGGCGUCACAUGCCUUCAGCUUGACGAUAACAUCCUGGCUACAGGAUCCUACGACGCCACCAUCAAGAUCUGGAAUAUCGAGACGGGCGAGGAGAUUCGGACUCUUCGGGGCCACACACGAGGGAUACGCUCGCUUCAGUUCGAUGAUUCCAAACUGAUCAGCGGUAGCCUAGACAGCACGAUCAAGAUCUGGAACUGGCACACGGGCGAGUGCAUAUCGACAUUGCAGGGCCACACGGAUGGGGUUAUCAGCGUGCACUUUGAUGCUCAGCUACUCGCAAGCGGCUCGAUCGACCGGAGCGUCAAGAUCUUUGACUUCAACUCCAGGGAAACGUUCUGCCUUAAGGGUCACACAGAUUGGGUCAACUGCACCCGGCUCGACAUUCACAGCCGGACUGUGAUGUCCUCUUCGGACGACACCACCAUUAAGCUCUGGGAUCUCGACUCCAAACAGGUGAUCCGAACCUAUGAAGGUCACGUUGGCCAUGUCCAACAAGUCCUGCUCCUGCCGCCGGAGUAUGAACCCGACGACGAACUGACGACGGGCAUCAAUGGAUUGGGCGAUAAUACGGACACGCUCUCGGUGGCUAGCGGCGGCGACGGGACCCCGGCAGUAUCGUUCAUGCAUCCUGACCGCCGCAGCAGUCCCGAGGCUCGCGACGAGGAUAUCCGUGGGCUGUACGGCUCAUCUUUUGCAUCCGACCCCUCCCGUCCGCUGCCUCCUCGGUAUUUCCUGUCGGGUGGGCUUGACAACACCAUCCGACUCUGGGACAGCGCGACUGGCAAGUGCCUAAAGACCAUGUUCGGGCACCUCGAGGGCGUGUGGGCGCUCGCCGGCGACACAAUUCGGGUGAUCAGCGGAGCGAACGAUGGCAUGGUCAAAUGCUGGGAACCACGCAGCGGCAAAUGCGACGCGACAUUUGUGGGGCAUCGUGGUCCGGUGACAUGCGUGGGCUUGAGCGACAGCCGCAUGGCGAGCGGCAGCGAGGACGGCGAGAUUAGGGUCUAUUCUUUCAAGGACAUUGGAAACGGCUUGGAUUCGGGCACGCCAUGUUCAACCGGCGUGUAG
Messenger RNA from Canariomyces notabilis, 2202 nucleotides. Its product is annotated as WD40 repeat-like protein. The transcript is spliced from 5 exons. Bases 1 to 2202 code for a protein of 733 amino acids. NCBI's taxonomy places the organism in Eukaryota, Fungi, Ascomycota, Sordariomycetes, Sordariales, Chaetomiaceae. The record is from RefSeq and is a predicted model, not a curated record. Gene Ontology annotation, molecular function: protein binding.